CAAUCGGUACGUAAAACUCACUUUACGCUGGAUAAAGCAAAAACAGUCACGAAUAAGCUACGUUCAAUAUGAACGAACUUCUUUUCUGUGCAAUUCCCCUUUUACUGCUCGGAUCGAAGACGAGGGGACAGGAGCUGCCAGCGGUAGAUCGAAUCGUCGAUGGAGCACCUAUCAAUAUUACGGAAGUUCCAUAUAUGUUAUCGUACAGAGCAAAUAAUGAACACGCAUGCGGUGCUGGUAUCAUCAAUAGAGAGUGGGGAGUAACUGCUGCUCACUGUGUCGUUCCAUUUAUCGACAAUCCCGAAUUUUCGAUAACCGUCCGUAGUGGAUCUAGCAAAUUCGAUACUGGUGGUGUUAUUCACAAUGUAACGACGCUUACUUACCACGAAAAUUACGAUGAAGGAAACAACGAUUACGAUAUUGCGGUAUUCAAAGUGCAUCCACCGUUUGAAUUUAACAACGCGACACAACCUGUCAAGUUGCCUGAGGGCAGUGAAACCGUUGACACAAAUUGGGGUUUAAUCGCCGGUUGGGGCUACUUCAUCGAUUUCGAUCCUGUAUUAUCGGAGACUCUGCAAUACGUUAUAGUGCCGAAAAUGAAGAGAGAGAAAUGCAUGGCGGACUACAAAGGCAAAUAUGAAGUAACAGAGCGGCAGGUUUGUUACGGAUUUUCAGAAGGAGGAAAAGAUUCGUGCAAGGGUGAUUCUGGUGGUCCAUUGGUUAACAAGGGUAUCAUGAUCGGUAUAACCUCGUGGGGCCCCGAUUGCGGUGGAUCACACGAACCUGGCGUUUACACCGACGUUAUCGGGCUAGCAGAAUGGAUUAAAAAUAAAACUAUGUGAUCUUUUAUAACUUGCACAAUAAUUUUAAUAAAUUUGCUUCACGGUUUCGAAACCGACA
Messenger RNA from Bombus huntii, 900 nucleotides. Its product is annotated as trypsin-7-like. Lineage: Eukaryota; Metazoa; Arthropoda; Insecta; Hymenoptera; Apidae. The record is from RefSeq and is a predicted model, not a curated record. The coding region runs from base 69 to 842 and encodes 257 amino acids. Gene Ontology annotation, biological process: proteolysis. Gene Ontology annotation, molecular function: serine-type endopeptidase activity. The transcript is spliced from 6 exons.